AAGUGUUUUUAGAAGAGGUCAGUGUCUCGUGCACAAAAUGGGAGAUACCGCUCGGGAGCGAGCUUUACGUCCGCGCUUGGCGCGCGGUUCGCGUGUCGGGGACCUUCUGUCCCUGCCCCGGCGCAGAUGCUCUGCCCUCGCAUCAGAGGCGCUUUGCACGCGUGCCGCCUGAGAUCUCGGGGUGGGAGAAAAACGACAUCAAGGCGCUUGCAAUGACGCUGAGACGCUUCAUCAAGCAUCUGUAUAGCCAAACUCAACUAGGAAUACUUCCUUACGCUUCUUGUCCCCCGCUGUGAGCUUAAGGAGAUCAGAAGGGGAAACCGCAUUAAAUCACCAACCAGUAUAUUUCUGAAGCUGACAAAGCUGCGAUGCAUUAGACUUCAGAGACCUCCUUUUGCUUAAGGUAUGGUGUGAAUAUGCGUUGCUUGGCAGCUCGGGUCAACUACAAGACUCUGAUCGUCAUCUGCGCCCUCUUCACGCUGGUCACGGUGCUGCUGUGGAAUAAAUGCUCCACGGAGCGAGCGGGGCACUCCGCGCGGGGCGCCUUCGGCCGCGGCGACGGCCUGGAGAAGCGGGCUGCCGCGUCCGAGAGCAACCCCUACGCCAACGAGCCGGCCAGGCAGCAGAGCGAGGAGGCAUCGCCGCAGGAGCAGCAGAAGGCUCCGCCGGUGGCAGGAGGCUUCAACGGCAACAGAGCCCUGGGCUUGAAAUACGAGGAGAUUGACUGUCUGAUCAAUGAUGAACACACGAUUAAAGGGAGGAGGGAAGGCAGCGAGAUCUUCCUGCCGUUCAGCUGGGUAGAGAAAUACUUCGAGGUUUACGGGAAAAUUGCUCAGUACGACGGUUAUGACAGGUUUGAAUUCUCUCACAGCUACUCCAAAGUAUACACACAGCGAGCACCUUACCACCCAGACGGGGUGUUCAUGUCCUUCGAAGGCUACAACGUCGAAGUUCGAGACAGAGUGAAAUGCAUAAGCGGUGUCGAAGGUGUACCUUUAUCCACACAGUGGGGACCUCAAGGCUAUUUCUACCCAAUCCAGAUUGCACAGUAUGGGUUAAGUCACUACAGUAAAAACCUGACCGAAAAACCGCCUCACAUAGAGGUGUACGAAACAGCUGAAGACAAGGACAAAACCAGCAGGUCCGUGGACUGGACUGUACCAAAAGGCUGUUCUGUUGCAACAGUAUAUGAUAAAUCCAAGUUCACUAGUGUUAAACAGUUUGUCGCUCCAGAAAAUACUGAAGGAGUAUCUCUGCAGCUUGGGAACACCAGAGAUUUUAUUAUUUCUUUUGAUCUCAAAUUCAUAACAAAUGGAAGCAUUUCUGUGGUUCUUGAGACAACAGAGAAAAACCAGCUCUUCACAGUACACUACGUCUCAAACACUCAGCUGAUAGCUUUUAAGGACAGAGAUGUCUACUAUGGCAUUGGGCCUAGGACUAGUUGGAGUACGGUCACAAGAGACCUGGUGACUGACCUGCGGAAGGGUGUUGGUCUCUCAAACACAAAAGCUGUAAAGCAGACAAAAAUAAUGCCCAAGAAAGUGGUUAGGCUGGUAGCGAAGGGGAAAGGCUUCAUCGACAACGUCACUAUCUCGGCCACUGCCCACAUGGCAGCCUUUUUUGCUGCAAGCGGUUGGCUGGUGAGGAACCAGGAUGAGAAGGGGGGCUGGCCCAUCAUGGUGACACGGAAACUAGGGGAAGGCUUUAAAUCGCUGGACCCGGGCUGGUAUUCUGCCAUGGCCCAAGGGCAAGCCAUCUCCACACUCGUCAGGGCUUACCUGCUGACGAAGGACCACGUAUUCCUCAGUUCAGCUUUACGGGCAACAGCACCUUACAAGCUCCCGUCGGAGCAGCACGGGGUGAAGGCAGUGUUCAUGAACAAGCACGACUGGUACGAGGAGUACCCCACCUCUCCCAGCUCCUUCGUUCUCAAUGGCUUCAUGUACUCUUUAAUUGGGCUCUACGACUUGAAGGAAACGGCAGGGGAGAAGCUGGGGAAGGAGGCAAGACUUCUCUACGAGCGGGGCAUGGAGUCGCUGAAGGCCAUGCUCCCCCUCUACGACACCGGCUCAGGAACCAUCUACGACCUUCGGCACUUCAUGCUCGGCACCGCUCCCAACUUGGCCCGCUGGGACUAUCACACCACCCACAUAAACCAGCUCCAGCUGCUCAGCACCAUAGACGAGUCCCCCAUUUUCAAAGAGUUCGUCAAGAGGUGGAAGAGCUACCUGAGAGGCGGCAGGGCAAAGCACAACUAGAGCUUACAACCAAAACCGCUGUUUCUGCUGUCUGCGGGAAGGAUUGGAUUGGACUCCGUAGAGCUAAACAAAGGUACAUUUUAAAAGGUUGCAUACUAAAUUUUUAUGGACUGUUUCAAUGAAGUGAUCCUUAAAACUGAUCUCCUGAAACAAUUGCAUUCCAGAGCGGAAAUAUUUGGGUCUGCUGGGUGGGAUUUGGAACAGGGUCCCAUCCAAGACCCAAUACAAGCUAGUAUCUUCCCCUUGCUCACCCGCCCCUAGUGUGUUCCACAGUGAAAUGAGCCGCACGAGGCAACGUCUGCUUGUGCUCCUGAGUCUGGGGACGUUUUUAUUUUUCUCUUUUGUAGGAAAAUAUUUACAGAAGCCAUACAGGUCUUUAAAGUCUGGCACUUGCCUGAAAAGUUAGUAUGUGGCCUCUUUUAAAAUGGAGUUACGUGUGUGUAUAUGUUGGGAACAGCGUAACAAAUCAUGUGGUGUAAUGCAGUAAAUGUGUAUUUACUUGUAGCCUGGAUAGUAGACAGUGUAUCUUUUUAAAGGUGUUUCUUUUUAUAUGGAUUCUUUUCUCGAGGUGAAAAAUACACAAUUUUUUUAAUUCUAUAUAUUGAGAUACUUAAACUGUAUGUUUUCUUUAAAGCUGUGUAAACGGAAACCACAUAGUCAGCGUGGAGGCUUCUCGGUCAUGUUAGGUAAGCACAACGCCGCGAGGCUCGCUGGCUGCACAAAGCCUGCAAACGUGCCACGCCGUCUAGAAAGCCAAAUUUCCAAUCCUGUCUGAGGUUUGCUAGUGUCACCGCCUCCCCCGUCGCUGCAGUCUCUAGGUGUGGAACCGGGUGUUCUGUGCUGUAUUUUCAGUUGCAUCGGAGACGUUUCUGCAAGCAUUGGCAACUUCGUUCCCCCAGAGACUUGUAUUAAAUCCUGAAUGUGGCGCGGAGCUAAGUCUGAGUAGCGCAUAGAAAAUGUCGUUCAAGUUAAUUAAUGUUUUCCUAUGGUGAUUUUCAUUUUUAACCUGCUUUACAAAUAUCAAGCGUUUUGAAAAUUAAAAUGACCCCAUAGGGCUUUCUAGCUCCGCUUAUGUUGUAAUAUUAAGUUUUGCCUCUGACUGAAGUCUGACUCAUUGCUUAAGGGUUGUUCUGCCCGCGACGCUGGUUUUCUCGGUGUGUUUUGUCCCCGUGGCUCUGGCGGGCGAGCAAGGGUAUCUGUGCAAUAACGAACACCUCCGACCCCGGACACUUGCGCUGUAAGGGUGCAAUGUGAAAGAAACCACGAGGUUUCUUCCCUAUAUCUCUAAACUCUUUACACCAAGCAUUAAUCUGCCUUUUCAACGUUUAGAUUCCUGGUUGAUCCAGAAAAAUAAAACCAAUCAGUUGUGUCAUUAGACCAGUAUUGUUUAAUCUGGUAGCAUAGGGAAUACUGGGUUAGCAGCUCUGUAGAUGCCUGCUGAGCUUUGUUCUCCGAGUCCUAGACUCUACAGCUCCAAACGUUCACCAACGUGGGAAGGAGGUGUAUUAGCUUUUUUCCCCCCAUUAAUCCUAUUACAUGUUGUAUGUUCUAGGUAUGGUUUAAGCUUAAGAUGUUCAUACUGAGGACAAAGUCUGUUCAAACCACAGAAAAACUGGGCACAUGGACAAUGCAGAUCUUGAUUUUCUUUUUAACUGCAUUUUUUUUUCCUCACAGAUACAUGAAAAAGCUUUGUAAUUACUUGAUCUUUGCAAACACACAAAAUGAUCGUAUCGAUUCAUAUGAAAACUGGAUGCCACAGGAGAAAUUUCAAUACCAAAGUUAGCAGUUUUUUUUUUAUUAUUAUUUUUUAAAUACACAUGCACGCACACAUGUACUUCCUUUACAAAUGACUGGUCCUUAUUGCAAUCAGAGAAAUAUUUUUCUUCUGCAUGUUUCCUCCAUCUUUUGCCCGUUUUUGAUUCAGCAAAUAUUUUGGUAUUGCUUAAGAAACAGUAUCAGUGCCUUAGUGAGGCCACAAUUUCCUCUUGUUUUAAGAAUAGCUUGGAAACGACAGUGAUCUUUCAGUAUUUCAUUAGAGUCAACCCAAUAGCUGGUGGAUAGCUUGGUUCAGAAGCAGAAGUUGGCAACGCCAGCAGAGAAUUUCAUGUCAGACCAUCUUAUCCUUAAUAUCUUGUUUGCAUUUUUGUUUGCACAUGCGUAAAUUAGACCAACCUACCAUCAGAGGUUGUGGAAAUGAGGAGAAUUAGUUUGUGGAUUUUCUCCUGUUGUGGUGUUCUUUUUUUUUUUUUUUUUUUUUUUUUUUUUUUUUUUUUUUUUUUUUUUUUUUUUUUUUUUUUUU
Rhea pennata is the source of this 4557-nucleotide messenger RNA. RefSeq names its product glucuronic acid epimerase (gene GLCE). The transcript has 5 exons. The record is from RefSeq and is a predicted model, not a curated record. Gene Ontology annotation, molecular function: heparosan-N-sulfate-glucuronate 5-epimerase activity. The coding region runs from base 417 to 2258 and encodes 613 amino acids. Gene Ontology annotation, cellular component: Golgi apparatus. Gene Ontology annotation, biological process: heparan sulfate proteoglycan biosynthetic process. Lineage: Eukaryota; Metazoa; Chordata; Aves; Rheiformes; Rheidae.